UCAAAAAAACAAAACUUAGGAACAGUAGAACGGGACUCUUCAGUAAAAAAGGAUGCAGCAGAGCGGUUGUCCGCAAUAACACUCCUAAAUAAUCAAUUGUCAUCACAACGUGAUCAAACUACAUUCUUUUUCACCCGGUUCACCAUGGCACUGUCAUCCUCUCGAGUAAUUCUAAAAAUCCGUCAGCAAGUCGACGUGGUCCAAAAGCGAUUCCGUGGAAAAAUAAAUAUCACCAAGCCUAAAAAAUUGCACUACACUCGUGCAGUAAUGCACCAAUUCGUGACACCAUUCUACCCGGUGACACGUCCACCGACACCAAUCUGGGAGCUCUGUGAGAACGCCAACAAGAAAAAUAAAGCCUUGGAAGCUCCGCAUCCUUACGACCAGAUUAUCGCCAGAGAAUGUUUGAACUACUACAACAAUUCCCGUAUGAUCGCAUUUCUCCACAUGAACCCCACCAAGGCGAGAGACGAGCUCGAUAUGAGAAUCCAGCUUCGCAGAUCUAAUAUGUACCUCAAGUAUUACGGAAAGUCUAUCUACAAACUGGCGCUGGAGAACUCAAGGUUUGAAGCAGUGAUGCCUCUGUUCUGCUCUCCAGCAAGAAUUGUUUUCAGUGCGGAGCCUAAUGUGCCUGCUUUGAUGAAAAUUUUAAAGCAGAAUCCGCACAUGAUUCUUAUGGCCGGUAUCCUGGACGGAGUCCUCUUGAACAUCAAGGACUUUAUGAAGUACGGGUCCAUGAACCUUGAUCUGGAACGCGCAAAAUUAGUCCAGACUAUCCAGACAGCAGCAGGCUCGAAUCUUUGUCGACAAUUAAACCAUCAUCCUUCAACUUUAGUCUCGCGAUUAGAAGCAAUCGCUAAUAAGGAUAAGGAUAACUGAUAAUCUCAUAAUCUUUAUAAUUCUUCUUAAUUAUCAAUUAAUUAAUAACAAUAAAAUUUGUUCACGUUAAAAAAUUA
Molecule: messenger RNA, 956 nt
Organism: Cotesia glomerata
Lineage: Eukaryota; Metazoa; Arthropoda; Insecta; Hymenoptera; Braconidae
Gene: mRpL10
Product: 39S ribosomal protein L10, mitochondrial
Exons: 3
Coding region: 145-879 (244 amino acids)
Biological process (GO): translation
Cellular component (GO): mitochondrial large ribosomal subunit
Molecular function (GO): structural constituent of ribosome
Source: RefSeq, a predicted model, not a curated record